Amphiprion ocellaris (clown anemonefish) is the source of this 1763-nucleotide messenger RNA. Its product is annotated as hydroxycarboxylic acid receptor 2-like. Gene Ontology annotation, biological process: G protein-coupled receptor signaling pathway. Gene Ontology annotation, cellular component: membrane. NCBI's taxonomy places the organism in Eukaryota, Metazoa, Chordata, Actinopteri, Pomacentridae. The transcript has a single exon. Bases 6 to 980 code for a protein of 324 amino acids. The record is from RefSeq and is a predicted model, not a curated record. Gene Ontology annotation, molecular function: G protein-coupled receptor activity.
UCAACAUGCAGUGCAACUUCAACGGGACUGUGCUGAUCAGAGUUCUCCCUCCACUGCUGGUGGUGGAGUUUGUUUUGGGAAUCCUUGGAAACGCUUUGGCUCUGUGGAUCUUCUGCUUCCACCUGAGGCCUUGGAAAAGCAGCACGGUGUUAGUCUUCAACCUGGCAAUGGCCGAUUUUCUGCUCAAUCUGGCGUUGCCAUUCCGUACCAGCUACUACAUCUCUGGGAUGAAAUGGAUGUUUGGCAACGCCUUAUGCAACAUUUGCCUCUUCAUGUUGGCUCUGAAUCGCAGUGGAAGCACCUUCUUCCUGAUGGCUAUCGCUGUGGACAGGUACAUGCGUGUGGUGCAUCCCCAUCAUCGCAUCAACUCCCUGAGUGUCUCUAAAGCUGCCAUUGGAGCACUUGGACUGUGGCUGGUGACCUUUUCAAUGACUGCUCACGUCUUCACUUUACAACACGUGAACACGACCUACUGUGAGAGCUUCAUGAUUGAGACCAAGCCCAAAAGUAAUCUGACCUGGCAUAAGUUUGUCUUCCUCUUUUCCUUCUUCAUGCCUCUGCUUGUGAUUCUCUACUGCACAGUGCACAUCAUCAGCCACCUGAGAGGGAGACAACUGGCCCAACAUGCCAAGAUUAAGAAGGCUCUGUUCUUCAUCAUGGUAGUGGUGGUGGUCUUCAUCAUUUGCUUCCUCCCGAGCAACAUCACACAGCUGCUGAUCUGGAUCAAGACACGAGAGUUAACCAACAUCCUCCCUGAACCUGACAUCUGUCCUGCCGUGGAGGAUCUGAACUCUGUAUUUUACAUCACCGUCAGCCUGACUUAUCUGAACAGUGCCAUGGAUCCUGUGAUCUAUUAUUUCUCCAGUCCUGCCUUUAAGAGCAUCGUCAGGAAAGCUCUUCACCUGCCCCAAGCAGACACUGUCGAAAGCACUGAGAUGAAAACUCGAGAAACUGGCUCCCAGUCACUCAGCCAGCUGUGAAGCCAGAGAAAUAUGAGAUGCAGCUUUGCAGUUAAAAUACUGAUUAUGCCGAACUUCAUGAAGUUUCUCAGUAAGUUGUCAUGAAAGCUUAACUGCCUUAGCAAAACAUGGAAAUUACAGGAUAAGAUUAAAAUGCUACAGCAGCAGCAAAAAUGAGGUCAUAAUAUCAGCAAGCUUAGUAAUGUCUGUUAUAGAGCAAUAUCUAGCUAAAGCUGGUUAACUUUAUCUCAUGUUUAGUAACUAGAAGCUACUGGUCACACCAAACUGUGGCAGCAAAACCCCUGAAUAAACAUUUCUUUUGCAAAACUUUUGCUCUUGUAAUUUAUGAACGUAAUAUUUUGUUGCAGCUAAGAAAUGGUUAGCUUUGCUGUUGUGUUAUGAAUUAUUCACAUAUUUGUUUUAAAAGUUUGUCAAGUGUUGAUCAAAGACUGUCUUUUUAAUAGGAAAUAUUAAUAUAUAUGUGUAAAGACAAUUACAGGAACUCUUUGCCCAAAUACUACCUAUGCUUGAAAACUGUAGUUUUAAAAAAUAUAUAUUUUCAAGGUCCAGUAAUUAAAAAUGUGGUCUGUGCUGAAGCCAUUCAAUCAUUAGGAUUUGUUGGAAACAAUUUGUUUACAUAUCAAAUUUUCGGGUCAUGGAAAGUAAAUUCUAGGAGAAACUAAACUUUAGAGAAUUGUGAAUUUCUCAAAAUUCUGCCAAAAUAUUUUGCGGAACUUAGUAGUGGGUUCCAUGUGUGUAUAUAUAUAAAAAACUGACCAAAUGUGUUUUUAGUGGUCAUUGCUA